This is a messenger RNA of Diabrotica virgifera virgifera (western corn rootworm), 599 nucleotides long. Its product is annotated as tubulin-specific chaperone A-like. The transcript is spliced from 2 exons. Gene Ontology annotation, biological process: post-chaperonin tubulin folding pathway; tubulin complex assembly. Gene Ontology annotation, molecular function: beta-tubulin binding. NCBI's taxonomy places the organism in Eukaryota, Metazoa, Arthropoda, Insecta, Coleoptera, Chrysomelidae. The record is from RefSeq and is a predicted model, not a curated record. Gene Ontology annotation, cellular component: cytosol; microtubule cytoskeleton. Bases 183 to 536 code for a protein of 117 amino acids.
AAACCGGGCAGGUACAUUUUUUCCUUUUUGUUAUAAAUGGCAUUGUUUUUUGCGAAUGAGUCAUUUUUGCUGUCACCCUUGAACUUGCUGUUUUUGAAUGGGAUUCCAUUUAUUAGUAAUAAAAUAAAGGAAUUGUUUUUGUGAACGUUUUUUCUAAGCGAAAUAUCAGGUGCAGGUGUGUAAUGGCCGAUCCACGCAUUCGAACCAUCAAGAUUAAAACUGGAGUUGUCAGAAGGUUAGCAAAAGAAAAGACUGUUUAUGAACGUGAGGUAGAGGCACAAAAAGUUCGUAUCGAGAAAUACAAAGCUGAUGGAAAAGAUGAAUAUGACCUUAGAAAGCAAGAAGAAGUUUUGAAUGAAAGUUUGAUGAUGGUUCCUGAUUGUCAAAGAAGACUAGCUGUAGCUUUUGAGGAUUUAAAGAACAUUUUGGAAACAGAAAAAGAUUUACAAGAAUCAGAAGAUUACUUAGCUGCACAAAAAGUUUUGGAAGAGGCAAAAGCGCAAUUGCCCAAAUCAGCUGAAGUGCAUAUGUGUUAAAAGUUACAGAUAUCUAUUUUUUUAUGUAUAGUUCUAGUUAUUAAAGACUUAAUUUUUUCAUAA